Molecule: messenger RNA, 2157 nt
Organism: Ascochyta rabiei
Lineage: Eukaryota; Fungi; Ascomycota; Dothideomycetes; Pleosporales; Didymellaceae
Product: Prolyl oligopeptidase
Exons: 4
Coding region: 1-2157 (718 amino acids)
Biological process (GO): proteolysis
Molecular function (GO): serine-type endopeptidase activity
Source: RefSeq, a predicted model, not a curated record
AUGGCAAUGCGUUCAACACUCCUGGCCGCCGGCCUGCUCCUCGGCUCGGCUCAAGCUUUGACUACCGAGGGUGUACUUGCUGCGCCUCGCAGAAGCACUGGAAGCCUGAGCCCCAAGGGUGAUCGGGCACUCUUCUCAUCGACCAGCUACAACUGGACCACUGCAAAGGCUACGACAGGAUGGUACUUUCUUGAUGUCGAAAGUGGCAAGACGAACAAGGCACCUUUCGGUAGCGAGGUUUCCGAGGUCGUCUGGAUCGGCGAGACAGAAGACAGCAUCUUGUACUUGAACUCAAGUAAUGAGGAGGUCCCUGGGGGUGUCACACUUUACACCGCUGAUCUGAGCGGCGAGUUCAACCCUUCACUGGUGGCGUCUUUGAAUGCGCCGUUUUCGGGUCUCAAGGCUGCAAAAUCUGCUGAUGGCUCUAUCCACUUUGUUGCAAACACUCUGGCUUACUGGGGCAACGGCUCUGCCUACAACCCUGAGCUCGCCACGACUCCCAAAUCGGCGGGUCAGCUGUACGAUGCCAACUUUGUCCGCCACUGGAAUUACUACAUCACCGAGCAGCGGUAUGCUGUCUUCAGUGGCAGCCUUACCAAAGGCAACGGCAGCUACUCCUUUGAUGGAGAGAUCAAGAACCUCCUAAAGGGUGUCAACUCAACCGUCACCCACCCAGAGAGCCCAGUUCAGGGAUCGUCAAGCGACCCAGGUGACUACGAGAUCUCGCCCGACGGCAGCAAGGUGGCCUUCCGCAGCAAGUCUCCCGACCUGCCCAAGGCCAACUACACCGCCAGCUACAUCUAUGUCGUGCCCCAUGAUGGAUCUGAGGUGGCCGUAGCUAUCAACGGACCUGGUACAACUGCUCCGGAGACCGCCCAGGGUGCUUCUGGCUACCCCGUGUGGUCGCAUGACAGUAAGAAGCUGGCUUACGGCCAGCAAGACGGUAUCGAUUACGAGUCGGACCGCUUCAAGCUCUACGUUGCAGACAUCGACGGCUUGAACUCCAAAGUCCAUGCGGUUGCUGAGGACUGGGACUCGUCUCCUUCAGGCCUAAAGUGGAGCCCUGAUGAUGCGGAUCUUUGGGUUGUCUCCGAGCUUCAUGCCGCAAACCGUCUCUGGCUCGUACCUCACGAUGCUCCAGCUGACUUCAAGCCUGUAAACUUUACCGGACCUGACACCGUGCUCUCCGACUUCGAUAUCCACCCAGAUGGCUCUGCUUUUGUUUCAGCGGCUGCCUCCUGGACCAGCCGUAUCUUCUACAAGCAGUAUCCCAAGGAAGACAAGAAGGUCAUCUUCACAGCCAAUGAAGUUGACCCGGAACUCGCCGGGCUCCUGCCAAACUCCACCUCCAACUUCUGGGUCGAGAACGAAGAUGGCGACCAAGUCCAGUCUUUCGUUUUCUAUCCCACCGACUUCAACCCUGAAGAGAAGUAUCCCCUGAUGUUCAUCAUUCACGGUGGUCCACAAUCCACCCAGGGCGAUAACUGGAGCGUACGCUGGAACCUGCGUCUCUGGGCUGAUCAAGGCUUUGUGGUUGUCGUAACGCAAUUCACUGGCUCCCCAUCGUACAGUCAGGCUUUCACAGACAAGAUCCAAGCCAACUGGGGCGGCUCACCCUACAACGACCUGGUCACCGUCUUCAACCACAUCAAAGCCAACAUCAGUUACAUUGACACCGAUCGCGCAAUCGCUGGCGGCGCAUCUUUUGGCUGCUACAUGACAAACUGGAUCCAGGGACAUGCUCUGGGCCGCGAGUUCAAGGCGCUCGUCUGCCACGAUGGAAAGGUGAACCAGGUUGCCAGCUACUCCACCGACGAGCUGUGGUUUAUCCAGCGCGACAACAACGGUACUAUCUGGAACGACCGCGCAAACUACGAGAAGUGGGAUCCUAUCGUUUACUCGGCGAACUUCAGCACCCCGGAGUUCAUCAUCCACAACGAUCUCGACUACCGUGUGCUUAUUUCCGAGGGCCUGCAAACCUUCAACAUCCUUCAAAGCCUCGGAGUGCCGAGCCGCUUCCUGCAUUUCCCUGACGAGGGCCACUGGGUCACGAAGAGAGACAACAGUCUGCUGUGGCACAAAUCCAUCUUCAACUGGAUUAGAUACUAUGCUGGUCUGGAUGAGGAGCUGAUCCAGGAGGGCGUCAUUCACCAGUAG